Messenger RNA from Hyposmocoma kahamanoa, 4587 nucleotides. RefSeq names its product cGMP-dependent protein kinase, isozyme 2 forms cD4/T1/T3A/T3B-like (gene for). Gene Ontology annotation, molecular function: cGMP-dependent protein kinase activity; ATP binding. The record is from RefSeq and is a predicted model, not a curated record. The transcript has 11 exons. Gene Ontology annotation, biological process: protein phosphorylation. Bases 156 to 3365 code for a protein of 1069 amino acids. NCBI's taxonomy places the organism in Eukaryota, Metazoa, Arthropoda, Insecta, Lepidoptera, Cosmopterigidae.
UACAACAAUGAGUGUUUGAUGUUUACUAAAAACACUUAAAUGAUGAAAGACAAAAUGGAAUUAGUACAACAUGUACCUGAUGUUAUUAAAAAAUGCUCGAAUGUAUGGUUUUGCAAAUGUAAAAGUGAAGAGAUAUUGAUAACAUACCUGACAAUAUGAAAAUAAAACACUAUCCAGGAAAAGCCGUCAUGGAGGACCCGUGGCUUUCUAUCAACGACAGGACUAUGGAUCUUGUUUACGCUGCAAAUUGGGUUGGGGCAAAGAAUCUCACUACAUUUAAUGAAACUGAUAAUAGGUCUAAUAAGGUCAAGUUUAACUCGAUAUCUAGAAGUAAAUCAUGCAGAGAUGUAGAUCGUAUUAACGAUCGAGAUAAUGAAAACAAAAUUUAUUCUCCCAAAGACAACGGCUACCAUUAUCCUAAUAACGUUCCUAAUGAAAACAUAUCUCAAUUAGCAAAAUAUCAACAAAACAUAGAAGAAAAGGCUAGAGCAAAUAAUAAUCUCAUUAGUCAAAAUAAGUUGAAGCAUAGCUAUAGUUUUAAAGACAUGCCAAACGGAUAUAGACCUUCAACGCUACGAAGAAUUAAACGGAGAAAUUUCACAGAAUGGGAUAUCGAAUCAUUUGGUUCCAAUAGUAAACCACCUCCAAUGCCUCCGCAAAGAAAAGAUUCUCUAAAGUAUGCGCAUAGACAAAGAAAAGUCGAUUCAAAGAAAAAUUACUACCCGCUGCCCGAUCCUGGUCCAGUACCUUUAGACCCAUCAUCGGAAUCAUACUAUGAAUACUAUUCAAGAGUAAAUCAACAAAAUAAUGACACUGAUAGCGACAAAAUGAAGCAGCUGCAAAAAGAACCCAAAAAAGAACGUACCUCUCUCAACGGAGAGAUUAAGCAGAAUGGUACUGUACGUGGGUUCAGCAACGAUAUGUAUCAAAUAAUAAAUUCUAUGGCAACUUUAGAUUUAACUCCAAUCAAAUCCAGGAAUGGAGAACAAAACCACGCGGAUUGCGAAGCGGAAGAUUUGGGCUUAUAUAUGCAGCCUGUUAAUGAGCCGUUAUCUACAUGCGAUCCACUUCCUGAGCACACUACGCAACCAGUUAACGAACGAAACGGACGCAAAGAAGUAAAACCAAACUUUCGUUCUAAAUCUUUGAGGGUAAAAAGUGAAGGAAGACCACCUCUUCGUGGCUAUCUUGAUGUUGUCCAACCUAAAAGUGAACCUUACAAUGGUGUUACUGUUACGCAACCGAAAAGGAAUCUAUCGCCAAGUGAACAACUGACAUUAAUGCAGUACGAAAUGUUUAAUGGCCAUCAAAAACCUGCCCCUGUGAUCAGCAACGGGUUUCAUUCCAUCGAUUUAGGAACAGAAAGUGACUAUCGGACUACAAACGGUGUUGCGAAACAUAUCAAACGUGAUAAGUACGGAAAAUUAUAUAAUACAGUAAGAGUUAAAAGUGACGAUAGAUAUGAUAGAUAUAACGACAUUUUAAAAAUGGGUUCUCCAAAGGAACGUAUUAGUGAGGAACGAGUGCCUAAUGGGAAUGGUGUUUAUUCGCGAAGUGCUAAAAGUUCAUCAAGUGGGUCGGAUUCGGACUUCUCAAUACCGAGACCGAAGUUGAUAGUUCCGGUGCACACGUAUGGUUUACGAAAAAGGAGAACCGGAAAUCUCUGUCAGAGAGAUAGUAAUGCAACCGAUUCAACUCUAGAUGCUGGAAUAUUAUUAGAUGUUACCCGUUUAGAAGAUGAAGCCAACAAGUCCUUGGAGAAACAUCCACAGAGUGGAAACGCAGAGGGUCGAGUGGAAGUCUCAAGAGAGAACAAAUACCUCAGCACAAUGGCACCAGGGAAGGUCUUUGGCGAGCUGGCAAUCCUCUACAACUGUAAACGAACAGCCACGAUCAAAGCUGCCACAGACUGCCGAUUAUGGGCCAUCGAACGACAAUGCUUCCAGACUAUUAUGAUGAGGACUGGUCUCAUCAGACAGGCGGAAUAUACUGACUUCCUUAAGAGUGUUCCGAUCUUCAAGGACUUGCCUGAAGACACGCUGAUCAAGAUUUCCGAUGUGUUGGAAGAGACACAUUAUCAGAACGGUGAUUACAUCAUCAGGCAGGGUGCGCGUGGUGAUACCUUCUUCAUUAUAUCCAAAGGACAGGUGAAAGUAACACAGAAGUUGCCUAACUGCAAUGAUGAGAAAUUCAUCAGAACUCUCGGAAAGGGAGAUUUCUUCGGAGAGAAAGCAUUACAAGGUGACGAUCUCCGCACAGCGAACAUAGUCUGUGACUCACCAGAGGGUACUACGUGUCUCGUCAUUGACAGAGAGACCUUCAACCAGCUCAUAUCGGCCCUCGACGAGAUAAGGACGAAGUACAAGGAUGAAGGAGAUAGUAGAGCAAGACUCAACGAAGAAUUUGCCAAUCUCCGUCUCUCAGAUUUGCGCAUCAUUGCGACACUGGGUAUCGGCGGUUUCGGAAGAGUCGAGCUGGUGCAAAUUCAAGGAGACCCCACCAGAUCGUUUGCCUUGAAACAGAUGAAGAAAGCUCAGAUCGUUGAAACUAGACAACAGCAACACAUAAUGUCCGAAAAGGAGAUCAUGUCGGAAAUGAACUGCGAAUUCAUUGUAAAGCUGUUCAAGACAUUUAAAGAUAGAAAGUAUCUGUAUAUGCUGAUGGAAACUUGCCUAGGUGGAGAGCUGUGGACUAUUUUGAGAGACAAAGGGCAAUUCGACGAUGCCACGACAAGAUUUUAUACAGCCUGUGUGGUUGAAGCUUUCCAUUAUCUACAUUCUAGGAAUAUUAUAUACAGGGAUCUCAAGCCAGAGAAUUUACUACUAGACUCGAAGGGUUACGUGAAACUGGUCGACUUUGGUUUCUCGAAGAAACUGCAAGCCAGUCGCAAGACUUGGACGUUCUGCGGCACGCCGGAGUACGUUGCACCUGAGGUCAUCAUGAACAGAGGCCAUGACAUCAGCGCGGACUAUUGGUCCUUAGGUGUUCUCAUGUUUGAGCUUCUCACUGGUUCCCCGCCAUUUACGGGAGCUGACCCCAUGAGGACAUACAACAAGAUCCUCAAGGGCAUUGAUGCUGUGGAGUUCCCUCGAUGCAUUACGAGGAAUGCUGCAAACCUGAUUAAGAAAUUAUGCAGAGACAAUCCAGCCGAGCGGCUUGGUUACCAGAGGGGUGGCAUUACUGAGAUACAGAAGCACAAAUGGUUCGACGGCUUCAACUGGGAAGGUCUAGCACAACGUACAUUGGAACCACCAAUCAUGCCCGUAGUGAAGUCCCCAGUGGACACGCACAAUUUCGACCAAUAUCCAGCCGAUGCGGAUGAACCCCCGCCAGAUGACCUAUCAGGAUGGGAUGCUACUUUUUAAAUCAGUCGGAUUAUAGUGAGUGAGAGUUGCGAGAGUGAGAUAGAAGGUAUUUUUUUAUCUGUUGCUAUCAUGUAGAACAUUGUUGAAGUUGAACUUUAUGUAUGUUUUGAUUCCGGUUUCAUGUGAGUUACACGAUAUUGGCACAAGUUUUUUUUUAAACGAUUUAAUGUAAUCUGUUAAGUGCAGACAUGUAUAUGGAUAAAAUCAAGUUACUAUAAUAACUCUAAUAUUUUGUUACUCAAAUUAUUUUAAUUCAAAUGGUGCAUGUACACAGCUUUUCACAUUUAAUUCACUUAAGUUAUGUAAAAAAUAUACCUAACUACUUUUAAGAAUAAAUUGCCAUUAAAUUAUUAAGGCCUUGCCGAUGGGAGUCGCCAUCUUUUUGUAAAAAGAAAAUAUGUUUUUUUACAUUUCAUUCGAUCGAUACCCUCUUAUACAUAUAUGUCACACACUUUGUUGCCUAUUUUCCCGUCCCAUCUUUGUUUUCUACGUUUUCAAAUUUAAUGUAAGCAUUUUAUUUAAAUAGUCACCUUAGCUCAUAAAAUACGUAAAAAUACAGGAUAUAGAAUAAUACAACAAAACACCACUUUAAGAACAUAAAUAGCUUAUAUUCCAUUUUCAAUAAUAUAUUUUCUUUAAAAAAAUCGUAAUAAUCAGUGGUUAAUAUACCACUUAUCAUUAAUAAAUUUGACUAAUAUUUGGUGAUACAUAAUAACAAUGUGAUACAUCACAAAAUAUUAGUCACUUGUGAUAAGAACACGUUCUAUUAUAAAUUUAUAACCCAAUAACGUCUGUUAUUAUUGGAUAUUGAAACAUCCAAAUGGUGCUCAAAUGAUGUAUAAACAAUAACAAUAAUGAACCUUAAUACAUAGAAAACAAAAAUUAUCGAACAACAUCGUUUAAAAUUAAGGUGUCAGUAAAGUUUAUUAGGAAUUUAAUGAUGUCGAUGUUUUUGCGUACAUUUCAAACUAAUUUGACAGUAAUAAUUAACUUUGAGAAUUUUCAUUUUAUAAGGCACAUUUUUGUUCAUGCCUGUCAUUGCAUCUUAAAAACUUAGGGCGCCUUCUAGGACGACACUCGUACUGUAGAACCGCUGCGUGGCGCUUCUGUGGCAUGGCAGCCGCGCCAUUACUAAUGUUCAUACAAUGUCUAGUCUGCAAAAGUAGCGCAACUGUGGUAAUGCAGCUGCGCUUCUAAAGAUUGUAUGAAAAUUCUAUUACGC